CGCCAGUGCGCACCGCAGCACCACUCUCCACCUCACUUUUCGGACUUUUGCCACGCCAAAGAGCACCUGCAGGGCCCACGGAUAUAUAAGAGGGGAAACCAAGAGUGGGGAGCAGUGGGCAGCGCUGUCCGACCGGACAUUUGAGAGGUGGACAGAAGCUGCCGGCCGGAAGGGCGGACGGAGCGCAGCGCACCAUGGCCUCAAAGGAGAACUCAGCGGCCGGCUUCGUCAGCGUGAGCAGAGAAAUCUCAGAGAGCAUCAGGAAGGUGCUGGACAAACAGCCCAUUAAAUUCGUGCGGGCAAUCAAGCAGGAGACAAGAGGCGGCAAAUCUGAAGACAGAAUCCUGGUCCUGGGAACAUGGAGACUGUAUCUCUUCGCUGUCAAAGUGCCCACCAAGGUGGAGACCACCUUCAACUUUUUGGAAAUCAGAGCAAUGAACACAUACCCAGACCACCAGGUGGUCAUCGAUACAGACAAGACCACCUACACUCUGAGGCUUCAGACCCAGGACCAACUGGUUCACAUGGUCAGCCACAUCAACUACGCCCUCUCUCGGGUCUUCAACAACUCAAUUUAUGCUCCUCCUAUUUGUCGAGCAGAGGGAGACCUCCCUGAUGGCAGCCAUAAGUUUUCACCCAGCUCGGAAUCAUCUUUAGAGCCUCCUAAAACCUGUGGUGGUUUUUCUGAGACAUAUGCUGCUCUAUGUGACUACAACGGAAUUGGCUGCAAAGAAGAAGUGCAAUGGGAUGUUGACACAAUCUACCACUCUCAGGACAACCGGGAGUUCAACCUAAUGGACUUCAGCCAUCUUGACAGCAGGGACUUGGCAGUGAUUGUUGCCUCCAUUGCCUACAACACCUGGUUCACCAAGCUGUACUGCAAAGACAUGCGCAUAGGGUCAGAGGUGGUGGACCAGAUUCUGCACACAGUCAGCAAAUCCAAUAGUCUGGAGGAGCUGACACUGGAGAACGCUGGACUUAAAGCGGAUUUUCCACAGAAGAUGGCGUCGGCUUUAUCAGAGAACCCAGCCUCCGUGAUUCACUCCCUCAAUCUGGCUCAUAACACACUUGACAACCAAGGAGUCUCCAACCUAAUUCAACAAGUCUGCCGGCUCAACAAAGGCUUACGCCUCCUCAAUCUCUCCAAGACUUCUCUCUCCUCCAAAGGUGUUGUUUCUUUGUCCCAGGCCCUUUGUUCAAGUGAUGACUACUCAAAUUCUCUUCUGCACCUGGACCUCAGCAAGAACCCUGGCGUUCUGUCAGGAGAGGAUGCCACAAACCUGUACCUCUUCUUGGCCCAGCCCAACUGCCUGGUCCAUUUGGACCUUUCAGGAACUGACUGCACUGUUGACUUGUUAUUUGGGGCCUUGCUGCGGGGCUGCUGCGCUGACCUCUCCUACUUGAAUCUGUCCAAGAACUCCUUCUCUCACAGGAGAGGGAGAGACUCUCUGCCGACUUUCCGGCAGUUCUUCAGCUCGGCCUUCAGCUUGACCCAUGUCAGCAUGGCCUCCAUGAAGUUCCCUCCGGAUUCACUCAGAGCUCUGUUUCUGGGUUUGUCCAACAAUCCGCAUAUCUCCGACUUACACCUGGACAUCAGCAGCUGUGAGCUGAGGUCAGCAGGUGCCGCCGUGAUUCAGGAACUUUUUCCUCGUGUUGCAAGUGUGGGGACUUUAGACAUCUCAGACAAUGGUUUGGAUGCAGACUUGCUGGCUGUUAUUCCGGCAUUCUCCCGCCACCCCUCCCUCAAACAUCUGAUGUUGGGGAAAAACUUCAACAUCAAGGGCAGGGUGCUGGAUGAAAUUCUGCAGAAACUGGUUCAUUUGGUUCAAGAAGAAGAGUGUGCUCUACAGUCCCUCUCCCUGGCUGACUCAAGGCUUCGCCACCGCGGAACAGUCCUUGUCAACGCUCUGGGCUCCAACGCCUGCCUACGGAAGGUGGAUCUGAGCGGCAACCUCUUUGAGGACUCUGGAGCCAAGAUGUUGAGCAAGGCUCUGCAGAUCAAUACGACUCUCAGGAGCGUGACGUGGGACCGCAACAACACCACCGGAGUGGGCUUCCAAGAUGUGGCGAGGGCGCUGGAGCACAACUUCACGCUGCAGUAUAUGCCCCUCCCACUUUGUGACAUCGCUCAGGCAUAUCGCGGCGCCCCAGAAAAGACGGAACAAGCCUUGGCCAAGAUCCAGCGUGCACUGCUCAGGAACAACCAGACUCAGCGUUUCUCUCAGAAGCAGGCCCUCAGGCUUCACCAGGGCCUCGUUACCAGCACCGCUGAGCAGGUUAUGGAGCGUCUGUGUGUGAGGGUGCAGCAACAGCUAUGUGUCCUGAAAGGUUGUGAAGACGGAGACGAGGUCCAGACAGCAAGACAAAUCCUCAAAGAGGCCAGGAACUCAAGAGCUCUGUACCCAUCCCUGUGCGAGCUGGCCCACGUCCUGUCAGUGGAUGGUCCCGUCAAACAGCGCCUGGACACGCUAGCUGGAGAGCUGGCCAAGGCUGCAGACAAAGAGCUGCAGGUGGUGGUGGAUUCUAUGGUGUCUCUCUGUCGAGAGUUGUGUCCCAUGUCUUGCUCGGCUGCAGAGAGACUCAGCCCCCCUCUGUCCUCCAUCUCCGAACAAGUUUCCAUUCCUCGUUCAGCCAUCCGCAGCGCUUUGAUGGAGAGAGCAGCUGAAGAUAUCAACCAAGCCCUGGAGGAGGUGAAACUCUCGGUGGUCUCCUAUCUGACUAACUCUAUCGUCGAUCAGAUCCUACAAGAGCUCUACACCACCCAUAAAACACUGCUGCGACAGGUUUCUCAGGCAAAACGUUGGGAUGAUGUGGGGACUGGUAGAAGAUCUGUCAGACAUUCCAGACUUGUUGAAGCGUUGGAGUUCCCUGAUGAGGAAUUUGGAGUGAACCUGGGAAUAGAUACCAUGGCUAUAAAGAAGCGAAGCUCCAGAACUAGAAGAAUUCGUCCUGUCUCCACCAGAAUGAGUUUAGGGGAUGAACCCAGUCCCUCUCCGACUCCUUCUGCUCCUUCCCACUCAGCUUCUCUGACUCAUUCCGCAUCUUGGGAAUGCCUUUCCACUCUCCCAACCAACGGUUCACCUUUACGUCAUGUUACCCAUGUCAGGCCACGCCCACCGCGGCGACACAGGACAGGACACAUUCCUCCUGAAUCUCAUUGCUCUGAGAAUGGAGGAGUCAGUAUGCUGGAGGAUGGACUGCCAGAUUUCUACAGCAAAAGAGUUCUACCUGACAGUCAGCUUUCAUCCCUCCAUCAGGCCCAAUCACUCAGGAGGAAGAAGAGGCGCAGUGUGCUGUCGAUUUUCUCUGGCUUCCGCAAAAAUCGCAACUCUACCUUCUCCAAUCAGGACUUGGAGGGAGCCUCAGAGAACGUCUACUCUAUGAUUCAGCACCCUAAAGAUACAGUGAGGCCAGAGAGCGCUGUUCCUGGAGCAAACGGGAGCAUGUCUUCACCUCGGCCAACUCAGGGCCAACCUGUUCAUGGGAUGAGGGCUGCCAGCCCCCCCUGCCCCAUCCAAAGACAGUCCACAGAUCUGGUCAGCAUGGUGUACAGCUGUAUCGGGGCGGAAAUCGAGGACUCUGACAGCAGCAGCACGUGUGACAUCAAAGAGAUGCAGCACAGCGCUGAUGGAUCAAACACCAUCUCAGAUGCCCCGACAGAUACUCAAAGUAACGGGCAUGUGGUGUCCUCCAAACACCAGACGGACAGACAGAUGGAGACGGGCAGGCAGGAGAGAAUUGUCCCACUGACUGAGUCACGGACCGAGGCGGGAGAGGACAUCCAAAGCAGCGGCGUUUGCAGCAUGGCCCCCUGUGGGCCAAGGCCAGAGCCUCCUCCGCACAGCAAACCAACUCAGGCUGUGAUAAGGCAGAGGCACCUGCAGGACAGUAUAGAAGAGACGGAAAGAUCAGAUGUAGAAGAAAAGAGCGAAAGACUGCAGGAAGAGAAGCAGAGAGGGCGGGGACCAGAGGGACAGCGUCCUCUUAUUCCCAAAAAGCCAAGCAUAGAGCUCCAGAGAGAAAAGGCCACUCCACAAAAGACCAAGACUUCACCAAAAACUCCUGCCAGUCCUGAAGAAGAACAAAAGAAUGAUCAGAAGAGUUUUCCACCUGCUCAGCCAGUUUCGGAAGACAAAGGGACAUGUGAGGCAUGGAGUCCUACAGCCUCUGUGACGCCUGGGUCCGAGGAUGCCGAUCCCACCAUCGUCAGCCACGAUGAGGAAGCAGAUCACAAUGGAUUCCAAAAAACAUCCCAUCACACCAGGAAGUCCAGCUCCUUUGACAUAGGCAUGGAAAGGGACAUUCCCUAUGAUCUCGAGAGGUCCUCAGAUCGCAGAUUCCCUGUGAACAAAACCACCUUUCCCCAGUACAGAAACAGAUCCCUGGACUGCUCUACUGGGACUGGGUGCCAGGAAGGCGGUAAGAGGGACGCUUUAUGACAUUACCUGAGCCCCGAGAAGACUCAGUUGGGAAGAGGAGACUGGAACAGAGAGAACUGGACUGAGACAAGCUUUUAAAACCACAUGAACUCAAAUGGAAAAAGGGUUUCAUCAGGAAAUUAUAUUUCAUUUCAUCAACUUCUGGCUAAAAGUGCAUGUUCUGUAUUGCUUCUUUUUAGCUGCUUGCACUUGUUAUGGUUUCUCAUGCACAAUGGGACGUUUCUUUAAAACACACGCAGUAGUUCUGUUCUCCAGUAUGUUCAAAGUUGUCUUAUUCAUAUGUGCAAAUUAUUUACUGUUAAAUGAUGUCUCUUCAGCCCCUCCCCCACCUUUUACUGACAAUCUGUGGAUACUAAAAGUGCGUUUGUACUGUAUUUAUAUAAAGAAGAUGUAGACAAAAUGCACUAACCAUUGUUGUAAAGCUAUUAGUUAACAAGCAGGAUUUAAUUUAUGAAAAUAGAAUAUUUGAUAACUGUUUGUGUGUAUGCUUUUUUUGGUGUAUGGUGAUGUUGAUUGAGAAACUUGUUACCAUGAACUUAGCUCUGUCAUCUGUUCAAGAGUAUUUAAAUCAGCCUGUGGGUGGUUUGAAUCUGAUUUUAAUGGCCUGGAAAUAAUUAUAUUUUCUAAAAAUGCUUCUAUGAAUCAGAAUUAAUAAAACUG
This is a messenger RNA of Cyprinodon variegatus (sheepshead minnow), 5099 nucleotides long. RefSeq names its product leucine rich repeat containing 16B (gene carmil3). Gene Ontology annotation, cellular component: plasma membrane; lamellipodium. The record is from RefSeq and is a predicted model, not a curated record. The transcript is spliced from 40 exons. Bases 195 to 4439 code for a protein of 1414 amino acids. Gene Ontology annotation, molecular function: protein binding. Lineage: Eukaryota; Metazoa; Chordata; Actinopteri; Cyprinodontiformes; Cyprinodontidae. Gene Ontology annotation, biological process: cell migration; regulation of Arp2/3 complex-mediated actin nucleation.